This is a messenger RNA of Plectropomus leopardus (leopard coralgrouper), 7554 nucleotides long. RefSeq names its product tubulin tyrosine ligase-like family, member 4 (gene ttll4). Gene Ontology annotation, cellular component: ciliary basal body. The record is from RefSeq and is a predicted model, not a curated record. Lineage: Eukaryota; Metazoa; Chordata; Actinopteri; Perciformes; Serranidae. Gene Ontology annotation, biological process: protein polyglutamylation; microtubule cytoskeleton organization. Gene Ontology annotation, molecular function: tubulin-glutamic acid ligase activity; tubulin binding.
UUGUCGCAUUAGACGAUCUUCGGUUAUGAUGAUGUUUCACUCGGAUUUUCAGCUUUUUACUACGAUGUAAGAAUCUGUAACGAGACAGCAACUGGACAUCAUGUUUUGGACACUACAGGAGGCGAAUGAUGAAAUGUGUUGGUGCAUCAUCCUUCGAAUCAGCUGAGGGAGAUAUGAGAACUCCAAGGACACCACUUUCUCCUGUAAAACGUGACAGCUUGAUAUAAGCCAAGUAUCCAGUCUGAGGUCUAAAGGUGACAUUUCAUCCUCAGAGCUUUUGAGAAUAAGGAGGUGGAAACUGUGUCUGCAGUGUUAUAUCAAACUCUGACUGGUAGUUUGAGCGGGAACCACUUUUCCUCAGGAGAAAAACCACAUGUGCCUGCCUGUCUGAGCCUCACGCGAAGGCUUUUAACUCUGCGACCGCCCCUCGACCACAGGCACUCAGCCCAAGUGUUGUGCUGCUGUCACUGCAUCUGUGGCGGCAGUUAUGUUUACUGUUGGUCAGGAUUUAUCAAGAACUUGUAGUCAAUCUACAGUGACCAACAGAAAUUUUACAACUCCGUUCCACUGGAGCUGACAACUCAAAUAACUCUUACAGAGGAACGACUCGCUGAGAGGGGAGCAACCAGGACAAGCACAAAACCUUUCUGCACCUCAGGCUUUGUUCUGACUCUUAAUUCCUCUCCGGCCUGUCAGUCUCCACACGAGGCCUCUGCGCUUUAACCUUCAGAAAUAACCACAGCGUUGUUGAGCGGUGCCAUGCCCACCAACCAGUCCUCCCCCUGGGGUGGGCCGAAGCUUCGGACUUGCUCCAGCGCAGAUAGUCCCACCACUACAACCUCCGUCAGUACACACGCCAAGACAGUUGUGGCCACUAAAGUGCCUUUUAGUUUGACUUCCCUAGAGCUAUCCAGGAGAAAGGAUCCAGCCAAAACUCUCGCCUCUAAUGUUGCCUCAUCUGCUUCCCCCCUGAGGCAGACAACAGUGGCCCCAUCUGUGGUUUCUGUAGGCGAGAACGGGGAUGGAAAUAAAACCAACACCCAGAGCCGAUUCACCGCUGUGCCAGAUGGGUCUUCAAACCUGCCACAACAACUUAAUGGGAUGCAAAAUACAAACCAGGUAUUGGCAGCAGGACUGAAGCAGGCUGGUAGCAGCCUCAUGGACACCAGUACCCCUUCCUUUGUCCCUAAAAUGGAACGCCAGAUUGAGUUUAAUGUCCAGCUGACCGGUACCAUGCAGGAAUGCAUGUCGCUGAAAACCUCGCAAUCUGGAAAUGGUUUAGCAAUGAGCAGAUGUCAAGCUGCCAGGGGUGAUGUGCCGCUGGGAUUGGAGCCACUUUGUCAUCAAGACUUGUUCAUCAAAGGACAGCCCACUCUGCAGCAAACGCACAAGCUGAUGCCUGAAGCUGCAGACUGUUCCUCCUCGCCGUCAGUGCCUCCUCAAUGCCUUAGUCCUUGUGAACGUCAGGGGGCAGCAAUGGCAAAGGAUGCCUCCAGCCUGGACUGCACAAAAGUAGAAAUAAGAAGCACAACAAGGGAAACUUCAGCUACAAGGAGGAGUAAUUCCGCUGAUCAUGCAACAAAAUGCAGUCGGAGACAAAACAGUUGCACAGAACCAUCUGCUUUAAACAAUCAACUGGUGGUCAGAGGUGUUUCUCCAGCAACGACAAACAGCAAAGCCCAAACCAUAGCACCAGUAGACUUAAAGCAGGCUCCAGAAAGUCAGCGUGCACCGGGAGCCACCUUGUCAACAUGCAGAGGAAUCAGUCCUCCAACAAACGGUCCCUUUCCAAAUGGCUCCAUGCCAAAUGUGCUCAUUGCCAAUGUCAGUGCCACUCAGGAGAAGCAAGACUCACCACAGGAUGCCAUCGCAGCUGUGGCCUCCAGUCCUGCUGGAGCCUUGGUUGGCUCCGUGACCACUCAGAUCUCCGGCAUCCACCUGACCAGGCACGGACAGCCUGUCUCCAUGUCAGCUUCCCCUCCAUUUGCCUCUUCUCCCUCGCCAACAGAGGAGUGUGUAGUUGGAGAGACUCAGCUGUCUGGUCAGGAUUGUGUUAUGCAGGUGGAUGGAGUAGAGGAGGAGCUGCCUGAUGAACUGGAAAAUGCCUGUAGUGAUGAUGAUGAUUCAGACUGUUCAUCCAUCAAUGGCACCUCAUCCACAGCAUCCAUCGGCAUCCUCUCUAGUGUUGAGGAGCCGAUGUCUUUGGGGGCAGAAGAUGAUAGAGAGGAGAGACCAGCUUUGGUUCCCAGUUUGUUUCCCCUCAUCCCUCCAACACUCUACUUCAGCACCGCCAAUGAGAAAGUGGAGAUGCUGCCUGUUGAACAAAGACGACUGUUAAAAUGGAAGAUUAGCACCGUCACUCCAAAUAUCGUCAAACAUACCAUCGGCAGGUCACACUUCAAGGCCACCAAAAAAAGCCAUGACUGGUUGGGCUGUUGGGGUCACCACAUGAAGUCUCCAGGCUUCAAGGCCCUUGGGGAGCACCAGAAGUUGAACCACUUCCCGGGAACAUUUCAAAUCGGCAGAAAGGACCGGCUGUGGAGGAACUUAUCCAAGAUGCAGGUUCGCUUUGGCAAACAAGAGUUCAGCUUUUUCCCCCGCACCUUCGUCCUUCCUCAGGACAUCAAGCUGCUACGCAAGGCCUGGGAGGACGGUGGCUCCAGGCAGAAAUGGAUCAUCAAACCUCCUGCGUCAGCCAGAGGAAUAGGUAUCCAGGUCAUUCACAAAUGGAGCCAGAUGCCCCGCAAGAGACCACUGCUGGUCCAGAAGUACCUUCACAAGCCCUACCUCAUCAGUGGUAACAAGUUUGACCUGCGGAUCUACGUCUAUGUGACCUCCUACGAGCCACUCAGAAUUUAUAUCUUCUCUGACGGACUGGUUCGAUUCGCCAGCUGCAAGUAUUCGUCUUCCAUGAAGACUCUGGGUAACAAGUUCAUGCAUCUCACCAACUAUAGCGUCAACAAGAAGAACUCUGAAUACCAGUCUAACAGCGACGACAAGGCCUGCCAGGGACACAAAUGGGCUCUGAAGGCCUUGUGGCAGUAUCUUGGUUCUAAGGGAGUCAACACCACCCUCAUCUGGGAGAAGAUUAAAGACAUUGUGAUCAAAACCAUCAUUGCGUCAGAGCCGUACGUUAACAGCCUGCUGAAGAUGCACGUUCGGACACCUUACAGCUGCCACGAGCUGUUUGGCUUUGACAUCAUGCUGGAUGAGAAGCUCAAACCCUGGAUCCUGGAGGUCAACAUAUCGCCAAGCCUCCACUCCAACACAGCGCUGGAUGUUUCAGUCAAAGGUCAGAUGAUCAGAGACCUCCUGAACUUGGCUGGCUUCCAUAUUCCCCAAAAAGAUGAUGUGGUCGCCUCCUGCAGCAGCACCUCCAGCUCCACCAGCAGUUUGUGUGGGGGGAACAGGGAAAGGACCAAGCCAGAUCUGUCUGCUGAUGAGAAGGUCAAACGGGCCUUUUACCUCACACAGCGCUACGCCGACCAGGACUUCCUCUCUUCAGUGUUGGACAUCUUGACUCCAGAGGACGUCCGCGUGCUGGCAGAGAGCGAAGACGAGCUGAGUCGUAAAGGACAGUUUGAGCGUAUUUUUCCAUCAGCGUCGUCAUCCCGCUACCUUCGCUUCUUUGAGUGUCCGAGAUACAUCAACAUCCUGCUGGACCAGUGGGAGCAGAAGCACUGGAACAACAGGACAAAAGGUAUCAGUCUGCUGACGACACUCUGUGAGAAAGGAGUCCAUCUUGGAACCAGUGACCCUGCUCAUAUGUGGUCUAAGUGUAGCUACAUCUCUAGGUAUGAAUCCCACAGCCAAGACCCUGUCGGCCCCAUCAAAUCCAGGGUGAUAGUCACCCAUCAGCACCGCUCCCAUCAGGAAGACGAUGACGACAGUUCAGACCGGGAGGCUGCUUCCGUCUCCAGCCUGCCUGUUUCACCAAGUCCUGGAUCCAGUGUCACCAGCAGUGCCUGUGCAAGUCCUCAGCCCAGCCUCACCCAGAGCCUGCUGCCGCAUCAGUUCGCCUCGCUCUGAGACUCGGUUUGAUAACACCAUCAGUACCCAGAACAGACACAAAGCUCAGGGUGUAGGACUUAGCACUCACCUCUUUUCAAACACCGCUCUAUUGAUCUUUCUAGUCUAACAGCUCUGAAACUCUGAAUGAGAAAUGUUCUUAGAUCUGUAAGCUCGAGCUAGCACUGCAGAAGGGAGUGGUCUUUAACAGAAGUGUUGUUGGCUCUCAAAAGGUAGUACUACAGUAACUAUACACCAGUUGGAUUUUAUGCAGAAAAUAGUGGCACUUUUUGACUGUACACUGUUUAAAUACUAAAACCAGUUCAUAGUGGCAAAUCCUCUCUAGUCUUGAGGUUAACUUCCAUUACUUCUUCACGUUUUAUCCAGUUUAAAUGCCAGCGAUUGUCCAACUGUGGAUAAAAUGUAUCCUGAGCAGUCGGUGAUUUCCAAUAAUUCUAUCAGUAUUAAAAUCAUCCUGCAGAAGCAUGAAACAUGCUGGAGAUACAUCAACAAUCAUAGUCAACUUCAUGUUCGUCAGAUCUACAUUGUGGCUUAACCAGCCAAAGAUGGUGCAACUUUGAUGACAACAGAGGCAAACAUAAGCGGUGUGACAGUUUCAGCACUACGACAGUGUAUUCCUUUUAUCUUAUGACAUUCUUAGCAUGUGAGCAUGAUCAUCAAGUCCAAGUGCAAACUGAUAUUAGCACUGCAUGAAAAAAAAAUACACUGCAUUGACACAGAGGAGAAACAUACGCAGAAUAAGUUAAACCUUGGUCAACUUUGCUUUCAUGCAGCAGCGUGGGGCAAUGCAUCGGCCAAUCAUGUUUGAUCUAGCUGCACGCCUGAUAGAUACAAGGCAUGUCACAAUACCAGAAGUAUUUUACUAAUACCAGUAGAAUUACAUGAUUCUCAAUACCUAAUUUGAUGCCACAGUAGAAAACAGAAAUAAACCAGUAAAGCCCAUGCACUUAAACCUACACUUCUGAAUUAAAAAAUAUUUAAAUUAAAUUUAAAUUUUAAGUAUUAAUCCCUGAUGAGCUGCCUCAAAUGCAGAGUACUAUGUCUAUGUGGGUUCAUUAGUUUUUGUGGGUGAGAAAACGUAUAUUAAUAUAUAACCAACAGUAUAUUCACAUAUUUCUCCUCUGUUGUUGUUGUUGUUGUUCAGCACAAUGUCCCGCCCCUCCUCAAUUGUGAUUGGAGGGCUGAUGAAAAGUGACAGUGCAGCGUUUUACAAAAAAAUUAACAAUUUUCAACUUUCUGCGGGAAAAAGCCACCAGACGUGCAGCACUCAGCGCAGAAGAGACGCUCAGUGCCUCGUCACGCUGCUGUUGUUUGUAGUGGAGUGAAAAUAUGCGGCGUUGAGAAGAAUAAAAAAUAAAAUACGCUGGCCUCAGUUAAAAACAUUUCUUGUCGAUGAGUAGAGGCAAAGCUGUCGCUGCAGCUGCACUUGGAGUUGUCUUCAACAUGUUAUUUUUGUUCUUCUGUGCUGGUGGAUGUUCUUCUUAUUCCUUGUGCAUUUAAGAGCAGCACUUACAGGCGUAUAUGUCCUUGUCAGGUCCAGAAGAAUUGCAUCACCAGUACCUACAAUACUUGAGAAAAGCCAGUACCAUAACAUUUUCAAAAUGUUGGCACUGACUUGGCACUAAAGUAUCAGUUCUCCUGACAUCCCUAGUAGAUGCUUAAAUCCGUUUUUUACUUUAUUAUGGUCCUUUCACAGGAUUAAAUGUUUGUUGAUGUGAUAACUUUUCAGAGUUGUCUUUGCAGUAGGUAGGCAUUAAAAUCAAUGGAUGUAGAUGUAAGCCCUGUCUGCACGGGACAAGUGUCACGUGUGGACCUCCUGUAGUGGGAGGGGGUCUGUGAUUUCAAAUCUGUGCGAACUGGCCAUGUCCGCAAUUUGUUAAUUUAGAAUUCUAGGGCAAAUGACUUACUGUAUUUCGGCAAACAGAGAGGUCAUGGGAUAAUAUUAGUCCCGUGCAAAUCAGCAUCUCUGUGAUUUUGGGAUGUUGUUUUUUUUCUGCUCUGGGGAAUAAUGUCAGCAAAUUUGAGUAAAAACACAGAUGUGUGUGGAGGGGGAGGUUAGGGGGGUAUUUUCGAAAUACAUAAGAUCCCCAGGUAAUACUAGUCCCGUGCGAAUGGGGCUUUAGACUAAAUGGUACUUUUAUCUUCUCACUGGCAUCCGUGUUUGUGUUUUUUUAUAACGCGGUGCCAUUUUCAGUAAAUCCCAGCUAAGAGCAAGAAUCCCAUCUGCCUACAUGUGUCGAUCCUCACUGGCAUUUAGUUCUAAACUUAAACUGUGAAUGAGACACACUGGUCUUCCUCACAAACACAAAGCAACAUGUGGAUGCUAGGUCGUUUUAUGUGCUCACAUUAGCAAGAACAAAGCAGAAUCCAGCGGCCCAGAGUUUAGGUGAUGAAUAAUGACACAAUAAUUCUGAAAUGUCUUAAAGCUUAGACUGUUGUUGGGUUAAUGUUAAAAGGACACUUGAGCAACUGAUCGCACAAGUUUCACAUUCCCAGCCUUAUGGACUCAAACUUUGAGUGAGAGUAGAGAGACGAAGAAAAAAGGGCUCAAAUGACGGGAGGGAGACGGAGCUUACCAGACUGUGUGUGGUGUGUUGAGAUCUCUGAUGCGUAUUUCAAACAUCUUUUAAAUACUUGAUUUGAUUUUUUUUCCACUGGUUGAUAGUGAUACAGGUGUGCUUGACAAAACCUCAUUUUAAAUAAUGGUGUUGACUUAUGACAGUAUGUUAGAGAUACUUGAAGAUGAUGACUUGGUUUGACAUGCUAGUUAGUAGACAAAAAAUAAUAUUACUAAUGACUUAUGUCAUUUUAAAUUCAAGCCGUUUAACACUGUUGUGUCAAAGUUAUCUCUUAUCUUUAAAAAAAGGGCUUUCUGUAUGACGAUUACUUGUAUAUGAAUAUAGUAUAUAGAAUUAUUUAGAGUUCUUGAAAGCUGCCAAAUCAGAGUCCAGCGCCAGAAUCUAACCCUACAGAACGUGACAGUAAAUGUUUAUCGACAGAAACGUUAUUUUACAAAGUAUCACUUGAAGUCAUUAACAGUUUGAGUUGAGCUGAUUAUCUGAGUGUUGCAUUAGGGCUCAGUGUUUGCUGUUUGAGGGGAACCUGUUGAAGAUUUUUUUUAUUGUAUCCUCAGGGGAAAAUCUUGUUUCAAAAAUGUAUACAUCUACUGUGAGGACACUUUCAGAAAAAAUAACUACUUGAAGUUGCAAAUGUUUAGGUACUGUUUCUCUUAAAGCCAACGUCUGUAGGAAGAAACUGACCGGCAGAGCUGGUUGUAAAAGAGAAAGGUGCAGCUGUCACAUGAAAACAUCCACUUCUCUCUCUCUUCUUUGUCUUACCUUCACUAAUAAUUGAAAUUCCCAACUCGUUUUGCUGGACCAUAUAUUGUCCCCUUUUUUGUUAUCUGACACAAUUUUAUGCCAUUAAUAUAAUGACAAUGUAAUAGUAUUAUAAUGCAAGUACACCCUUUUAAAUAAAUAACCCUUUGAGACCUGGGCAAGUUGGCUUGACUUCUUUCAAAAAUAU